CAUCUCGCUGCAGUCUUCUCCUCAGUGGAUGUGUUGACUCCCCUGGUCAAACACUGGUGACGGAUGAUUGAUCCAUGGAGGUGAACAUUCCUUUCCUGUCUGGAUACAAGAAGCUUUGUUUGAGUAAAUUGGGUUUGCAUGAAAAGACAGAGCGAGGGAUGCAAACAAGGAUCUCAGUUUGGACCAAGCGCUCCCAGGGGGAACCUCUCACCAGGCUGCGUGUGGAGCUCAGGAACACAAAGUACUGACUCUGUAUUAAAUGUGGAUUAAAACUUCAGCAGAAAAAGAUGGAGAAUUAUCUGGAAUGAAGGAUUUAACGAGGAGUUCAGACAGUGAGGCUCAGGUCGUCAGUAUGGAUACCUUAAGAAACAAAAAAAAUCCAUGGGUUCUUUAUGAGACAGAGGUACCACACAGCAGGUUUUGUGAUCCCAGAUCUGGAGUCAGUCCUGCAGAGAAGCUGAGCCCCGUGCAGCUGAAGCUCCUGAGAGACGCAUUCACUGUGACUCCGAGGGCUGGAGAGCCGAAGAUACAUGAAGACAGGUCGAGUGGGAGGAGAAGGAAGAACAGGGGAGGAAAUGAGGAGCGAGGGAUGACAUUUGAAGAGUUUCUUCAGGUUUUGAGGACAGUGAUUGGUCCGGAUAUUGACGACACGUGGGUUGAGAGGUUUUUCAGUGAGGUGGAUAUCAGCUGUACGGGUCAGGUGAGGUGGCAGCAGCUGUGUUCCUACCUGCUGCUGGAGUACACUGAACGAGAGCGCGCCUCCAUCCCCACAGCUGCUCUGCUGGACCCCCAGCCACAGAUCACACACUGCUCUCACAACAAGAGGGAGCCAACUGUGCGAGUGGUUGCUGUUUCCCAUCCUCCCCCACUCCGCUACAUCAGUGUCAGCAAGGGAGGUCAGAUCACUGUCUGGAACAGCGGCCUACACAUCCUCAAAACUGUUGGGCUUGCCGGAGACCCAACGGAGGAGGUGGCCAACACGAGGAGGUUCAGAGGCUGGACCACUGAUGCUGUUUAUAUGGCCAACGUCCACAAGGUCGCCAUAGCAACUGACUGCAGGGAGCUGCACUUUCUCGAUGUCUCAACAGCCGAUGUAUUUGAGGACGUCCACCUGUUUGGGUUUCGAAGCGUCCCCACUGCUCUUUGCUACUGGCACGACGUCCAGAAUCCCGAGAGCCCCCCUCUGCUGCUACUGGGGGAUGAGAAGGGAGGAGUCCACCUGAUGUGGUUCCUGAACCCCUCCAAAGGUCUUUUUAACAAUCCCUCCAAGAAACAGAACGGCCCACACAGGAUCUUCUUUCCAGACCUUAGCGAACACAGCAAGACGGUCUCCCACCGUUACAUCCCCAACAUCCACCAGGAGCCAAUCAACAGGCUGAUGUUUGAGCCCAGCACCAGUGACAUCAUGACGUCCUCUGAAAGUGACACCAGCUCUGUGGUCUUUCUGAAUUUGACCCUGAGGCGGGAGCCAUACAUUUGGAAAAUGAAACAGGGCGCCAAAUGCUUUGACUACAGUGCCCCUCUGCAGUUGAUGGUAACAGGAGGUUGUGACCGAGCAGUCAGACUCUGGACACGAUUCGUCACCACGCGUCCUGUGGCCGCACUGCUUGGCCACUGCGCCACCAUAUUGGAUGUGGCAAUCUACCCACCUGUCGGACAGAUCAUCAGCUACUCCAGAGAUGCUGAGCUGAGGGUUUGGGACAUUUCCACCCAUCAGUGCCUGAAAACUCUCCGACUGCAGUUCCCAUGCCUGCAGCCGGGUCGAAUCCUGGAACAUGGCAACUUCCCCUUCCUGCUUCUGAGCCCUCCUCUUCCUGGAGAGACUCAACCUCAUUUAGUAGUGGGAUGCAAAGAUUACCUGGCACGGCUCCAUCUGGCUGAAUCCAGAAGAGGAAGAGGUGGAUGGCUGACGAAUGAACAGAGGGAAUUUGGACCAGAAAUUGGUAUGGUCCUCUCCUGUGCCCUGUACAACCCCACCCUGAGACAGGUGGUGACUGGACAUGCCGACUCGUCUGUGUCUCUGUGGGACGUAGAGACGGGUCGGAGGCGCCUUCAGAUCUUAAACGCACAUGGUGAGGAUGAACUCCUCUGCAUGACACUAGACUCCACCCACAGAAGACUGGUCACCGGGGCUCGCAACGGCACCAUUAAGGUGUGGAAUUUACUAAACGGCCUGAACCUGCACAAGAUGGAGCCCGUCUCCAAAUCUGAGGUCACCAAGCUGACCUGUCUCCAUGACAACAAGCUGCUGGCCGUGGGAUGGAGCCAGCGGAUUGUUCAGUAUGACAUCGGUGCAGCAAAGGAUUUGUAUGUGAGAGCAGACAUGUCCUGGAAGUCCGGCGGUGUCCAUAGAUCGGAUAUCCUGGCCGUGUGUCAGUGCCCGGCUCUGGGGGUUGUCGCCACAGCGAGCCAUGAUGGAGAGGUGGUCAUCUGGAGGCUGGAGACACAAGGACCACUGCUUCACUUCCAGAGAGAGGGACAGGCAGGAGUGGUGCCCCCUGUGGACAGCCUCCUGUUCCUGCAGCAUCGAGCUGCCAACAGAAAGCUGAGGAACAGAGGAAUCCUGGUGUCGUCACAGGCUGGGUGUCUGUGCUUCUGGAGCGUCACUGGAGAGACACACACGUACGGUGAGUUUUAUGCUCCAGAGCAGCCAGGUGCACGUGUGUUGAGUCUGAGCUCAGAUCAGCCUGAAAACACCAUCCUGGUCUCUGGAGACACAACAGGCUGGCUCCAGAUCUGGGAUAUUUCUCACUAUGCACUGGACGUCCAACACGGGGUGAGCUGGUGUGAAAUCAAGACAAACUACAAACACUUCGGACACAUGUACUCAAUGUCUUCUCUUUUCACGCAGUCAGUCGGGGAACGGCCUACGCUGCUGCGGAGUUGGAAGGCGCAUGACAGAGGAGUAGUAAGUGUGGAAGUCCUGGACGUGGCCGAGCGACUGCUCGUCCUCACAGCCUCAGCUGACGGCGCUGCUGGACUGUGGACGAGAGACGGAGACCACGUGGGAUCGUUUGGACAGGAGGGGAUGUGGAAUAUCACCGAUGCAGCUGCGUACCAGAGCAGGGAGACGCAGAACGACCUGAGGGAAGAUAGGGAAGAGGAGGGGAGGACUGGAAGUGACUGGGUGGAGGCCAGCAAGGUCAAACCUCAACAAACCUCACAGGAAGAAGCUUCACGCACCAGCCCAGCAGAGAAUCACCACCAGCAGCCUCGGCAACCCAUGUAUGUGUGUGAGGAUUUUUGCCAGACCGUCACUUCGUCUCAUAGGAGGGGACGCCUCUUCGAUGACAUUGAUCACAGCAAUCACGGUUGAUUGGCUGAUUUCGCCUCAUCAGACUCAUUAGCUCCUGCAGGAGAGGCCUCCACUGUGGAUUUACCAAUAAUCCCCCAAGUGUGGUAUCAGACUGACAAGAGGAAGCUCGGCUCACAACAUUUGGAGGAAACUGGGAGCCAUACCGCAAAUACACGUCCAGCCAGAUGGAGAGAUGGAGGAUAUAGAGAGACACACUAGUUUUAUGUUUCUGUGCAGGCCAUAGCCAACUGGCCGGAGGCAUUGACUUUUCCGUCGUCCAGCCGUGCAUUGCAUUUUUCUGAACACAAUAACUCAAGAUCGGCUUGAGGGAAUUUCUUCAAAUUCGGUACAAACAUCUGUAAAGGAUCAAAGGUCACAGUGACAUCUUACAAGUAAACUGCUAUCAUACUGGUUGUUGGAGGCAUACGAAUGAAUCUAGUUCAUCUUAUUUUCUGUUUUUAAAAUGUAAAUCAGUUAUUUUGAAAUAUGUUGCAUGAAUAUUGUUUAUACUUUUCUAAUUAAUUCGACAUUAUUAAUAUACAUUAUACAUUAUUAAUAUAAUUUGUUUCGACAAUGAAUCAGCUGUAUAUUGCCAACCUUAGCUUAAUCUGCUUUAUUCAUUUUAAUAAAAUUGAUUGGUCUAUUUCUUGCCAUUUUCUUUCAUAAAUAGUUUUGAAAUUUCAGAAUUACUCUUAUAUAAUAGUAAAUACUAAAUAACCAGUCAUCUAUUAGCUAAGCUUAGCACAAAGGGUUGAAAUGGGGGAACACAGUUAGCCUGGCUCAGGCUGAAAGUGCAAAUUCUGAUCAAACAAUUUUAAUCCUUACUUAAACGUAAUUGUUUCCAUAGUUAUCAUUAU
Platichthys flesus (European flounder) is the source of this 4152-nucleotide messenger RNA. RefSeq names its product WD repeat-containing protein on Y chromosome. Bases 260 to 3316 code for a protein of 1018 amino acids. Gene Ontology annotation, molecular function: protein binding. The transcript is spliced from 18 exons. Lineage: Eukaryota; Metazoa; Chordata; Actinopteri; Pleuronectiformes; Pleuronectidae. The record is from RefSeq and is a predicted model, not a curated record.